AUGAGCAAUUCACUGGAAGAGCGUCUUCGUGCCAAUUCAAGCGCUUUUGAUGGUUUAUUAGCUUUAAUUCCUGCGAAAUACUAUUACGAUGAAAAAAGCCAAGACCAAUGGAAGGCCAAGAAGAAAACGAAAACACAAAGUAAAAAUGACAAAGUGAAGAAACUGGAUCCUGAGCAACGUGAUGAUGAAACAUCUAGCGCAUUGGAGGUUAUGAAAAAGAAGGAAAAAGAUGCAAAACCAAUUGUUUUGCCUGGUGAAAAAUUCAAGCAGAUGCAAAUGCAGGCGCAAAAGGAAGCGACAGUUGAAGAAGUGAAGAACUCAGACUUAGAGGGGAAACAAGGUGGCCCUGUUAUGAUUGCACCUGUAGAAGGAGAUGAGGAAGAGGAUAUCAAAGUAAUCUUUGAUGACGAAGGAAACGAAAUACCACUAGAGUCUAAAAGAGUUGACAAAGAAACUGAUAACGGCGAUGAAAAGAAAACUAUUACAGAAGAAGAGAAGUUACAGAAGAAGAAAAACUUAGAGACACUACGUUCUAAGUUGCAAGCCAGGAUCUCUGACAUGAAGACUAGAAGGAAGGCGCCCGGAUCUAGAGAGGCUAUUCUUGCUCAAAGGAAGCGUAAGGAAGAGCUGAAGAAGAGAAAGCGUCAGGAAAGCGAACAGGAACAGGAACAAGACGAAAAUGGGUCUGAUUCCGAUGUGGACGAUAUCGAUAGUGAUUUAGAAAGCAAUCCGAAGAGAAAAUCCAAAAAAGCCAAAAAAAAUUCGGAGAUCAAUGCAGAUGGUGUAAUUUUUCAGAAUAUCAUAUUUGAUGAUGGUGCAAGGGCCACAUCAGACCUACAAAGACUAAGAAAAGCUGGUAGGACGAGAGGCCCCGCUAAGAACGAUAUUAAAUCACAUCUAAAGUUAUUAGAGGCGAAGAAGAAUAAAAUGGAAGCAAAAGACGAAUUAGAGCAAAUCAAGCUAAAGGAAAAGGGAAAAUGGCAAAAGGCGAUGCUGCAAGCAGAAGGCGUUAAGGUCAGAGAUGACGAAAAACUUCUUCGCAAGGCUAUAAAGAGAAAAGAAGCGCAGAAGAGGAAGUCGGCCACAGAAUGGAGCGAGCGUAAGAGGGUCGUGGAAGACACGAUAUCUGAAAGACAAAAAAGAAGAGAAGAAAAUUUGAGGAUUAGGAAAGAUAACAAAGGUAAAAAGAGAAAUAAGCAAGAAAAGAUGAAAAGAAAAUACGUUGGUAGCGCUGUACCAAAGAAAAGAGCUGGGUUUGAAGGUAGGUUGAAAACCGGCAAUAAAAGAGGAGGAUCCAAAUGA
Molecule: messenger RNA, 1302 nt
Organism: Saccharomyces kudriavzevii IFO 1802
Lineage: Eukaryota; Fungi; Ascomycota; Saccharomycetes; Saccharomycetales; Saccharomycetaceae
Gene: RRP14
Product: ribosome biosynthesis protein RRP14
Exons: 1
Coding region: 1-1302 (433 amino acids)
Biological process (GO): ribosomal small subunit biogenesis; ribosomal large subunit biogenesis
Cellular component (GO): nucleolus
Molecular function (GO): DNA binding; RNA binding
Source: RefSeq, a predicted model, not a curated record